Molecule: messenger RNA, 1002 nt
Organism: Emiliania huxleyi CCMP1516
Lineage: Eukaryota; Haptophyta; Isochrysidales; Noelaerhabdaceae
Exons: 3
Coding region: 1-1002 (333 amino acids)
Source: RefSeq, a predicted model, not a curated record
AUGAUGCACGCCGACUACCCAAAUGUGAAGGGCUGGUUUCUGCUCGGACAGGGCGCUGCGCUUAAGAAGACAGCGCUGCCGCCCGCAUCUGCACGGUCAACGGUCGCCAUCGCGGUGCCGCUCCACCCACCGGCGUUUGCCUGGGGAUGCGGGCUCCUCCACUCGGCAGCGACUCACGGCCGCCGCUACCUGGUCGUGCCUAUCUUUUCGAGCAGGCUCGAGAUGAUGCGCUGGGAACGACGCCACGCCUUCCAUCGCGCGACCGCCCUCCUUCUCUCCAUCCCGGCAAGGGCGGUGAAAAAUCUGGCGGCGGCCAUGAAGCUGGCCGCCGUGCACCGCAUCUUUGCGGAUGCGGCAUUCGUCACGCACGUUCUUGCCGUCGACGCAGACUCUGCGGUGACUGGCUCUGCCCUCGAGCCUGCCAUUGCCGCAUGGGAGAGGCGCGGGACAGUCGCAAUCUGGCGGCAGUGCCCGGCCGGCACCACAGGCGGCGGGAGCAGGGCCGAAGCGCAGCCGGACCCAGGAUCGAAGCUCGGCAAGGGUGGCGGCUGCAACGCGUUGGAGGCCCAGGUCACUCACGCCUCCUGCGCCGCCGUCGGUCUCGCGGCGCAUGCUGGGUCCGCCCACCUCACUGACGCGCCCGUGUACGCCCGGCGGCACUUCCUGUCCUUUUGGGCGCGGCUGAGAUGGGGGAAGGUUCGCGGGCGGGCGGACGUCAACCUUGCCUAUCUCUGCUACCUGCACCACGAGGCGAACUGGACGCUCGCGCCAAUAGCGGUCAACCCAGAAACACACGCGGGUUGCGGGCACCCGCUGGUGCACACGGUCUGGUCACGGCCAGCGUGCCGGCGCAUUUCGCUUCGCUUCGGCCUCGACCAACGCCGCAUCCACUCCGGGGCAAACGGGAGCGAUCUGCGCGCCCACUCAGAGCCGGCAGCCCCGCCACAAUGCUUUGCGCAAGUCCAGGCACCGAGCUAUCUCAAGCUGCAGGACAUCAGGUAG